AUGUACAAUGCACAGUUGAAUCCUGCAAACAGCAAAAAUAUAGUUCCAAGAAAUGACUUUCAAUCGCACAUGGUUAAUCAUCAGGCUGAUCGAAACCAAAUUCUAUCUGAGCGGCCUGAGACAUUAAACAACGCCGGGCUAAGUCCGAAAAAGAGAGAGAAGCCUUGGGAAACUGCCAGAGAAGACGAGGAAAAAGAAGGAUCUGUGGAUAUGCACGUGGAUAAAAAACACGGUAGCAUCAACCCCAUUUCCAAGGCCCGUAAUCGAAUCAAUAAAGAUUUAGACUUGUGGAACAAACUCAAUGCUUUACCAAAGUCUGUCAGAACUCCAGGUGUCAUUCCACGUCUGAAACCACAGUUUGUAAGCGUAAACAAGAAAAUAAGUACAACGGCAGUGUAUCUUUCCAGUAAAUACACUGAUCACAUCUCUACUGGGUCUAUGGAUCUUGGCUGGGGGUGUGGAUACAGAAAUUGCCAGAUGUUGAUGAGCUUCCUUGAACGACAGCAAGAGGAUAAUGAACCUGUAAUUAAACAUGUUAUCCACAUCUCUGGAUUACAGAUAUUAUUAGAAGAAGCAUGGCGACAAGGCUUUGAUCUUCCAGGAGCAUCGCAGUUGGAUCAUCAUGUAUACGGAACAGAAAAAUGGAUCGGUGCAACCGAUGUCUACACAAUGUUGGUUUAUCUUGGUAUCCGCUGCACUAUUAUUGAUUUCCACAGACCCUCUGGCCUCAACAAUGCUCAUGAUGCACUUUUUGACUGGAUUCAGGGAUAUUUUGAAAACGCAAUUAAAAAACCAGAAAGCAGCAAACCAGUACAGGAUGCUACAUCUUCUACAUCUUCCUCGACUAUCUUUUAUCUGACCGACCAGCCACCUCUUUACCUCCAACAUUCAGGACAUAGUAGAACCGUAAUUGGAAUUGAGAUGCUCAAAGACGGUCACCGCAACCUGAUUAUGUUUGAUCCUGGACGGCGUAUGUUACGCUCAAACCGGAAAGGACAGAUUCAUUCUAGUAUGCCUAUAGAAGAUCUCACCAGAGAUUCUCUUGAAUCUGGGUCGCCAGAGCCAAGCUGCGGAGGGUCUAGCAACGAAUCAGGUUCACAGUCAGAUGUAGAUCCUCGGACAGACUUAGAAAAUAUCACAUCAAACGCCGGUAGUAAUAAUAAUUGCAGUGCCGGCAAUAACACCAGAGUCUUGUCGAACUAUUCGCCUGUUAUUCCUGAUGGCUUACUGCGGCCAGUUCGAGUGGACUCCAAGACGAUUGCUAAAAACAGGCAGUAUCAGCUUUUAGUCUUGGGAGAAGUGGUCGAUGAUCGACCUAUUGGAGGUACGAUACGUUGGAGCGGAGAAAAGGGCUACUUGCUGACAGAAAGAGAACGAGAGGUGAUGAAAAAGGUUACAAGCAUAAGGGCAUUAUAA
Phycomyces blakesleeanus NRRL 1555(-) is the source of this 1416-nucleotide messenger RNA. RefSeq lists its product as hypothetical. The record is from RefSeq and is a predicted model, not a curated record. The transcript is spliced from 5 exons. NCBI's taxonomy places the organism in Eukaryota, Fungi, Mucoromycota, Mucoromycetes, Mucorales, Phycomycetaceae. The coding region runs from base 1 to 1416 and encodes 471 amino acids.